This is a messenger RNA of Centropristis striata (black sea bass), 3661 nucleotides long. It is a transcript of the gene asb3, whose product is annotated as ankyrin repeat and SOCS box containing 3. The transcript has 9 exons. The record is from RefSeq and is a predicted model, not a curated record. Gene Ontology annotation, molecular function: protein binding. The coding region runs from base 25 to 1062 and encodes 345 amino acids. NCBI's taxonomy places the organism in Eukaryota, Metazoa, Chordata, Actinopteri, Perciformes, Serranidae.
UGUAAUAAAAUAUUGUCCUAAUGAAUGCGUCUUCGUCUGUCCCCAGCAGCAGGGAUGGACUUCUCCGAGUGCUACGGGGACACGGUGUCCAGUGUUGCAGCUGUAGCUCGUUCAGGCUGCAGGCGGCGGGUGAGGCGGCUGAUAAAGAGAGGAUUCAGCGUGGACGGCAGAGACAACCGCGGCUGGAACGCCCUGCACGAGGCCGCCGCCGCCGGCAGCAGGGAGUGUGCUCAGGACAUUCUGGCUGCUGCUAAAGCUGCAGGCUCCUCCAGCAGCUUUGUGAACUCUGUGACCCAUGAGGGGGAGUCAGCCUGCUACCUGGCGGCCCAGCGGGGUCACCUGUCUCUGGUCAGACUCCUCAUCACGGCUCAGGCUGACAUCAACCAGCUGACUAACGACCUGUCCUGUCCUCUCUACGCAGCUGUAGAUGGAGGCUAUCAGCAGAUUGUGGAGCUGCUGGUCAGUGAAGGUGCGGAGGUGAACAGGACACACACGGCGUCCUGCUGGAGCUGCCUCCAUCAGGCUGUUUAUAAGGGUUAUAAAGAAAUUGUGCAGAUUCUGGUCAAUGUGUGUAACCUGGAGGCUCUAGACGACCACAAGAUCACUCCUCUGUUUGUGGCUGCUCAGUACGGACGGCAGGAGUGUCUGGAGAUCCUCGUUAAUGCUGGAGCUAAUGUGAACACCCAGGCGGCGGACCUGGCCACGCCCCUGCUGAUCUCCUCUCAGGAGGGUCACCAGGCCUGUGUGGACUUCCUGUUGGAGCGUGGAGCAGAUCCUAACCUCUGCUGCAGCCACGACUGGUUCCAGCUUCCUAUUCAUGCUGCUGCUGCAUCCGGACACAUCGGGGUCCUCAGGAGGCUGAUAGCUGCUACAGACCGUGUGUGUGAUGGAGGUGACGGCCUGGUGAGUCCUCUGUACGUGGCCAUAGAGAACCAACAGAGCAGCAGUGUGGAGCUGCUGCUGGAGGAAGGUUACAGCCCCGACGCUCAGGACUGCUCCAAGAUACUGGGCAUCACAACACCUCUAACCUACGCCCUGUGUUACACCUCCAACACUCCAUAAAGUGAGUCAGUGAGGUUAUUGGUGGCAGCAGGAGCAGCUGUGAGCAGGAACGACUGGGUUUAUAUCUUGUCCAGUGAGAAAACCGACCUUCUACAGCUGAUCCUGGAGCAUCGAUGGAUCCCUCAACCCGACACUUCCACCACUUCCUGCUCUGAACCACAUCGUCAUGGAAAAACUGUGUUGAAGCAGAAGGAAAUGAGCGAUCUUCUCUCUGUGGCUCAACAACAAGUCCACUUCGCCGCCUGCUGGCUUCCUGUUGUCCUGAAGGCCGGACUGGAACCUUCUCUGCUGCUUCAGCCUCACAUGGUGGCUCAUGCAGACAGUGAGGCGUUGAAUUACCUGCUACAGUUCCUAAACUGGUCGAGUCUUCCUCUGCCGUUGAAACAAACUCUGGACCAAAGACGAGCAGAAAAGACCUGGGAACCAUGUCCACAUUUAGACUCCGUUCCUGGUCUUUCCCAGCUCUGCCGGCUGCAGCUCCGCUCCCUGCUGGGAUCAGAUCAGCUGAUGAAGAGCGACGUGGUGCAGCAGCUCCCGGUGCCUCCUCUUCUUCAUCACUUCCUCCAGUUUAAAGACGUCCAGGAGGCUUCCUACACUCCUUCUACACCUCCUCCCUUCUCUAACUUCAUACAGGAGUACCGCCUCUCCAACGGUUGUGUUUGAUAAAAGCCUUUCUGCUGCUUUACGCCUCUUCAAAUCAUCUGUUUUCACUGUUUAGUCUCUUUGUUUGCUGCCACAGAUCCUCAAAUAAAACAGCUCCUGUUGGUUUAUUGCUGCACUUUUGCAUUAAAUGGAAAUAUUAUGUGUUUUGCUUUAAAUUUUACUAAUAUUUGAUAUGUUUGGAGGUGUUGUAUCACAAUAAGUUCUGUUCUAAUUAACCCUUUGAUGCACAACACAUUCAUUUCUCAUGUUAUUUAAGAAAAAUAGUUUUUGUAUUAUUACAUCAAUUUUACACACUCAAAAAUGACUCAUUCAUCCAAAUUUGAUUUAAGAUAAUAAUAGUAAUUUGUUUUUGUGUCUUUUUUGGUCAUUUUUACAUCUAUUUUUGGUCAUUUUGUGUCUUUUUUUGUCAUUUUUACAUCUAUUUUUGGUCAUUUUCUGUCUAUUUUUGUCAUUUUUACAUCUAUUUUUGGUCAUUUUGUGUCUUUUUUGGUUAUUUUUACAUCCAUUUUUGGUCAUUUUGUGUCUUUUUUUGUCAUUUUUACAUCUUUUUUCGGUCAUUUUGUGUCUUUUUUGUCAUUUUUGUUAAAUAAAAGAGCUCCUGUUUGUUCAUGGCUGCACUUUUCCAUCAAAUGGAAAUAUUAUGUGUUUUGCUUUAAAUUUUACUAAUAUUUGAUAUGUUUGGAGAUGUUGUAUCACAAUAAGUUCUGUUCUAAUUAACCCUUUGAUGCACAACACAUUCAUUUCUCAUGUUAUUUCAUGCUGCUGUGUGUGUUUCUUUUAAAAUCAAUUUGUUUUAUAUGAUUGAAUAGUCCGAGUAUUCUUUGAAUAUCUUUUUUUUUUAUUACAAUCCAUCAUUAUAUCCAUUUUUCCUUUCAUACUUCAUGAAAAAAAACAGUUUUUUUUAUUAUUACAUCAAUUUUACACACUCAUUUGACUCAUUCAUCCAAAUUUGAUUUAAGAUAAUAAUAGUAAUUUGUUUUUGUGUCUUUUUUGGUCAUUUUUACAUCUAUUUUUGGUCAUUUUGUGUCUUUUUUUGUAAUUUUUACAUCUAUUUUUGGUCAUUUUGUGUCUUUUUUUGUCAUUUUUACAUCUAUUUUUGGUCAUUUUGUGUCUUUUUUGGUUAUUUUUACAUCAAUUUUUGGUCAUUUUGUGUCUUUUUUGUCAUUUUUGUUAAAUAAAAGAGCUCCUGUUUGUUCAUGGCUGCACUUUUGCAUUAAAUGGAAAUAUUAUGUGUUUUGCUUUAAAUUUUACUAAUAUUUGAUAUGUUUGGAGAUGUUGUAUCACAAUAAGUUCUGUUCUAAUUAACCCUUUGAUGCACAAAACAUUCAUUUCUCAUGUUAUUUCAUGCUGCUGUGUCUUUCUUUUAAAAUCAAUUUAUUUUAUAUGAUUGAAUAGUCCGAGUAUUCUUUGAAUAUCUUUUUUUUUAUUACAAUCGAUCAUUAUAUCCAUUUUUCCUUUCAUACUUUAAGAAGAAAAAUAGUUUUUGUAUUAUUACAUCAAUUUUACACACUCAGAAAUGACUCAUUCAUCCAAAUUUGAUUUAAGAUAAUAAUAGUAAUUUGUUUCAAAUAGUUACUUUAGCAGUGAGAGAGGCCAAACACUCAUAUAUUUAACAUAUUUAACAUGUUUAUGUAUCAUUUUGUCUUUAUCUGGAAGGUUUUCACAGCGCUUCACUUUUUCCACAUUUUGUUAUAUUACAGCCUUAUUCCAAAAUUCAUUAAAUUCAGUUUUCCUUAGAAUUAUACACACACUAUACCCCAUAAUGAAAUGUUUGACCCAUGUUGUGCAUCAAAGGGUUAACAAAGUUUGACCAAAAAAUUUUAAUUCUGUAAUAUAAACAUGCAGUUUGUAUUCACCUGUUUCUCAGGACCAGAAGAAUUUAAAAAUGUCUUGAAAUUAAAAGUAUUAAAAGUUAUUUUUCUAAAAAAAAAAGUAA